AUCUUGCUCCGUUCCAAGACAGGCGACCACGAUGGAGUGAACCCACCCUGUCCGCCACAAGGAAAAGCACAAAGAAGAAAUGACGAUGGCCAAGUUAACUGAAUCCAUGACGAAUGUCCUGGAAGGUGAUUCCAUGGACCAGGAUGUGGAGAGCCCGGUGGCCAUUCAUCAGCCAAAGUUGCCUAAGCAGGCCAGGGACGACCUGCCAAGACACAUCAGCCGAGACAGGACCAAAAGGAAAAUCCAGAGGUAUGUGAGGAAGGACGGAAAGUGUAACGUCCACCAUGGCAACGUGAGGGAGACCUAUCGAUACCUGACGGACAUCUUCACCACCCUCGUGGACCUCAAGUGGAGAUUCAACCUGUUGAUCUUCGUCAUGGUCUACACAGUGACAUGGCUCUUCUUUGGAAUGAUCUGGUGGCUAAUUGCAUACAUCCGGGGAGAUAUGGACCACAUAGAGGACCCCUCAUGGACUCCCUGCGUCACCAACCUCAACGGGUUUGUCUCUGCUUUUUUGUUCUCAAUAGAGACAGAAACCACCAUCGGUUAUGGCUACCGGGUCAUCACGGACAAGUGCCCCGAGGGAAUUAUCCUCCUCUUAAUCCAGUCCGUGUUGGGGUCCAUCGUCAAUGCAUUCAUGGUAGGAUGCAUGUUUGUGAAAAUAUCCCAACCCAAGAAGAGGGCAGAGACCCUGGUCUUCUCCACGCACGCAGUGAUCUCCAUGCGGGAUGGGAAGCUCUGCCUGAUGUUCCGGGUAGGGGACCUGAGGAAUUCCCACAUCGUGGAGGCUUCCAUCCGAGCCAAGCUGAUCAAGUCCAAACAGACUUCAGAGGGGGAGUUCAUCCCCCUCAACCAGACGGACAUCAACGUGGGGUACUACACCGGGGAUGACCGUCUCUUUCUGGUGUCGCCUUUGAUUAUUAGCCAUGAGAUUAACCAGCAGAGUCCCUUCUGGGAGAUCUCCAAAGCACAGCUCCCGAAAGAGGAACUGGAGAUUGUGGUCAUCCUGGAGGGAAUGGUGGAAGCCACAGGAAUGACGUGCCAAGCUCGGAGCUCCUACAUCACCAGUGAGAUCUUGUGGGGUUACCGCUUCACCCCCGUCCUAACGCUGGAAGACGGGUUCUACGAAGUUGACUACAACAGCUUCCAUGAGACCUACGAGACCAGCACCCCAUCCCUUAGUGCCAAAGAGCUGGCCGAGCUGGCUAACAGGGCAGAGCUGCCCCUGAGUUGGUCCGUGUCCAGCAAACUGAACCAACAUGCAGAACUGGAGACAGAAGAGGAAGAGAAGAACCCGGAAGAACAAACGGAGAGGAAUGGUGACGUGGCAAACCUAGAGAAUGAAUCCAAAGUGUAGGCCCUGCUGGGUCAGCCUUUCCCUCCCCUCAGACACAACCCUUCCUUGUCUCUCAUGCCCCUCUUUUCUGUUUCUCUCACUUUGAUCUUGAUUUGUUUAUAUUUAAUUUUGGCAUUUCCAAAAACCAAAUCUUCAAGGUGUAAAAUGCCUACCUGCCCUCAGAUGUUCAGAUAGACGAGCAGACAGGGAUUUGGUCGAGGGUCAGGGUACCUCUAUUUGUGGCCCAAGCCUGGUCUCCACCCUCAGGAGGACCCACUUAACUGUCCAACAUACGUCACUCAAAAGAGCUGUCAAGGGUUUUACCCAGUGACACAGAGGUCACCUGCUUACUGUGGCCGUAGGUCACACCGGAUAGUCCCUUCGGUUUUACAGAAUCCAGUUCAUCUCACCUAGCACAGGGCAGGUGCUUGCCCACUCAGACACUGUGGGUGCAGGACCCAGAUAGCCAAGGAUAGACCACUGUACAUAGAUCUGCCCUAUGGAAUUAUUUUCUUUUGGCAAUUAGUGACACCACUCAGCAUGCACCAGAGUACCGUGGAGCAGAACUCCUAAUAAUGUACAUAGAUGUAUCAUUCAUGUAGCCUGAGAAAUAUAACUUUAGAAAUAAGAAGAAAAAAGAUUCCUAAUGUACAGUAGGUGUUUCUAUUUUGUUAUCUGUGUCUUUUGAUCAUCUUGAUCCCCUUGACUGCUGGCCCUCUAAAUGCAUGGCCUUUGUUCCAGGUCCCAGGUUGACAGCUGCUGGGUACCGUUCUGUUCCCUUGUGAUCCUUCUGUUGAAUCUAAUAAGCCAUAGGUCUGAGGACAGUCCAGAGGCAGCAGAUUGCAAGUCCCGCCACCCAAAACUCUGAACUCCCGUGAUGGAUGUCAUUUGUUUAUAGAUGGCAAGGGUCUCUCUGACCAGCCUGGGGAACAGGAACUAGCGCAGCCCCCCACGUGACACUCGCCAUAAACCCUAGCCCUUUGGUGCACAGCAGUUUAAGAAAACUUUCUGUAAAACCAUUGAUUGCUCUUCUAUGUAGUCACAAGAAACUGCGGACAUUUCAUGUGGGCUGUGGCAAGUCAGCAGAAGGCGACUUGGGUGUGAAGCCACGGCUUUCAGGAAGUCAUGCAAUGGGUGACAAUAUUGCGUUACCAACUCCCUGCCCUCUGACGUCAUCGGGCAAGCCUUUCCCUGGGGCCUGUCCUUACCAUUUCUUAUGCUGGUUUUCUUUUAAAAAUCUUCUCUCAUUAUUAUUGUUGCUAUUAUUAUAAAAUGGCCAGAGUCUGGCAUACAAAGGUCCUUCCAGAGUACGAGAGUAUUCCACUACUUGCAAUCUACUCCAAGGGCCUCUCAAUCAAAAGAGCACAAACAACAACCAUCAGACCGUUCUCCCUAGCUUAUUUUAAUCUUCAAAGAAGGAGGGAAUGGACGAACAAAGGAAGGCAGGCAACACGCAUUACAAUCUAAAUUCAAAUGAAAUGAAAAGUGGACUGGGAAGAGACUCUCGGGUGAGACAUCGGGGCAGGUGGAGAUUUUGCACUGUAACCGAUCUUUCUCAUUGAUUUUACACCUAUAAACUGUUCGUUCUCUAACACCAUUGCACAUCAUAGAUAUGCAUCGAAGGAUCUAAACUUAUUUCAGCUCCUACAGAUGUGCUCAGUUUGAGACUUUGCCCCAUGGAGGUCAAAGAGGUCAAACUAGCUGCUCCCUGGUUCCCCUUUGCCACCCCUGACCAGACUGCACAGGGCUUUGCUGUAAUCUGGGUUCCUGGUCUAUAAGAGACAGGAAUUAUGGGAAGUGGUUUCUCCAUCCAGCAUCUGGGCUGCUCCUCUCUGUCUGCAGAGAUCUUGCUACCCAAACAACUAUUUCUUGGCUCUGACUCUGGAAAACAAAGCUAUUGGCUGCAGCCCUUCCCCGCCUGCCAGCAUUUCCCUUUGGCAUUGGUUAUUAUCAAUCAAGUCAUGCAUUCUCUCUGCACACUCUAAGCCGGAGAUGGUGGAGGAGGAAGCCUGAUUCCCAAGAGGCCUGACCUUAUCUUAGCCUUAUGAAAGAUGCCCUGCUUUGGGGCACCGGCCCGCAGCAGCCCAGGGCAGGGCCUGUGUAGCACAAAGAAAGGUGGGGAAAGCCGCCAGGUGUCUGCUGACUAGCUCUUGAAGACUCACUGGGCCUUUUUAAAUCUAUGACUGAAGUUUGAAGGACAAUCUCCCCUAUUGAUGGGCUGAAAGAGCAGCUUUGAAGUUGCCCUUCUCCCCCGCUCUUCGGGACACCGGGACAAUAGCCCCGUGCACAGCCAUGCUGUGGCCUCAGCAGGACACUCUGAUGGGGGGGGUCUCUCUCUGCCUCUCAGGGUCUUGAUGUCACUGUGGUGUGUGAUGUGAGCUCAGAAUCCUUAAAGACAGGAGCUCCUGGAGGACCUUUUGUUAGAAUGACCUUUCCAAACGUGUCUAUUUUUCUACAGUCACCAAGAAAACGGUUUGACAGUGUAUUUUGUGUCUACUGUUAAAAUUUGAAAGAAGGUCAUUACGACUGAAUUUUCUAAGCAGCAAGUACUCUAUGGGGUUUUUCAUUAAGUUAAUUCAACAAAAGGGAUCCCCAAAGCCUCCCCUUUCUAGUCCACGAUCCCCAGUCCCUCUCUCUGCCAGUAGACCAAGUGCUAUGAAAACACAAUGAACCAAGCAACCCACAACCAAUAGGGUGCUCUCCCUCUC
Messenger RNA from Alexandromys fortis (reed vole), 4044 nucleotides. It is a transcript of the gene Kcnj6, whose product is annotated as potassium inwardly rectifying channel subfamily J member 6. Gene Ontology annotation, biological process: regulation of monoatomic ion transmembrane transport; potassium ion import across plasma membrane. The record is from RefSeq and is a predicted model, not a curated record. The transcript is spliced from 4 exons. Gene Ontology annotation, molecular function: G-protein activated inward rectifier potassium channel activity. Bases 80 to 1357 code for a protein of 425 amino acids. Gene Ontology annotation, cellular component: plasma membrane. Lineage: Eukaryota; Metazoa; Chordata; Mammalia; Rodentia; Cricetidae.